AUGCCGCCUAAAAGGGUUAAGGCUGAAAAGACAAAUAAUAAAUCCAAGAAGAUUGAUAAACUUACUCCAAAAGAGGCCAUUCUUGAUUACCAGAUUAGCAAUCUUCGCGAUCUGAUAUCUAGGCUUCAUUUUAAACGAGAAUUACUUAGAAAUAUUCUGACUGACAAAUUGGACGACCUAAGUAGACUUAAAUUGAAAGGCGAAAUUUUGUUCAAAGAAACAUCUUUAAAGCUGAUAGAGUUUUCAAAUGCAGAGAAACCAAAAGUGUCGAGUGAUGAUACAAAAUUAUAUCUGCUUGAAACCUGGAAGAUACGAGAUGAUGAAGAAAAAGAAACCAAAUCUGUUGAAAACGAAAUAGAACUUACAAAACACCUCACAAAAGAUGUAAUAAUGGAACUGAGAGAGUGGAAGACUUAUUCCGAUGAAACCAGAAAAUUAAAUGAUAUGCGUAUCCAAGCGCUUGAAAAAGAGUACAUCAACAUGAAAGACCGUUUUCAGUCCAUGGUUAAACAUCUAGCUAACACAGAAAAUCAGAGGGAACAGUAUGUUCGGGUGAAAAUCGAAGGCUUUUCAGAGAAUAUCAGGAAUUCAACAGUGGAAAAUUUAGUCAACAAGUUAAAUAAAACAUUCUCUCAACAAAUGCUCCAGAACAAGUGGCUAGUAAUAGAGAAUAAAUCACUUGCAGAGAAAAUAGAACAAAUUUCCAGUGAAAUUGAUAUUCUUCAGAAAAAAAACUUGGAGGCUGUCGGAGAAGUUUUCAACAAUAACUUGCCUCACAUAAUGAUGCCUUUGUCCUUUAGUGACAAUCAGGUGACCGAAAUGGAUAACCUCCACACUAGUGACACUUUUGACCUAGGGAUAUGCCACAGGAUGUUUGAAUUCAAAAGUAACCAGGAAUUUACGUGUUCGAAAAACAAACACAGUGUACAUGGAGAGUGCACAAAGGAACAUCCGAGUACCGUCGAUCAGAAGAAGUCUCAGUCUACUAUUACUCUGGAAAAACGACUUCAGUCUUCUUACUACACGAACGAUGACGUUGCACAAGACCAAAAGUAUAAGCCACAAGGUAUUAUAGGCCUCGGACCACUAGAGAAACAAGCCAUAUUUCUGAAAGGUUCUCCUUUGAAAAUUGAUCACUUCGAGGAUUUCAGUUCUCCUGAGAUGCAAGCACACUCAAAGUUCAACCCAGAUCUUGAAAACUGGCCCAUAAAUAAGGAUAUGCUUCGAGAUUUUCUCUCUAAAAUCAGCUAA
Messenger RNA from Trichobilharzia regenti, 1251 nucleotides. NCBI's taxonomy places the organism in Eukaryota, Metazoa, Platyhelminthes, Trematoda, Strigeidida, Schistosomatidae. The record is from the annotation of a GenBank genome assembly.